This is a messenger RNA of Rhinolophus ferrumequinum (greater horseshoe bat), 1398 nucleotides long. RefSeq names its product hes family bHLH transcription factor 5 (gene HES5). Gene Ontology annotation, cellular component: nucleus. NCBI's taxonomy places the organism in Eukaryota, Metazoa, Chordata, Mammalia, Chiroptera, Rhinolophidae. Gene Ontology annotation, biological process: regulation of transcription by RNA polymerase II; anterior/posterior pattern specification; regulation of neurogenesis. The coding region runs from base 207 to 692 and encodes 161 amino acids. The record is from RefSeq and is a predicted model, not a curated record. The transcript has 3 exons. Gene Ontology annotation, molecular function: DNA-binding transcription factor activity, RNA polymerase II-specific; RNA polymerase II cis-regulatory region sequence-specific DNA binding; protein dimerization activity.
CAAUUUACCGUGCGCUAAUGGGCCGGCGCCUUUGUGCGGCCCGCGCCGCCAUUGGCCGCUGAGUGUGGGAACGGCCGCGGCGCCCGGGCCCCAGGCGCCAGCCCGCCGCCCGCGCCUAUAUAGGGGCUGGUCCGCGCCGCCCGGACGCGCCUGGCCGCCCGCCUGCCCGCCCGCUCCCUGCUCGCCCAUCGCCUCUCCGCGCAGGCAUGGCCCCCAGCACCGUGGCCGUGGAGCUGCUCAGUCCCAAAGAGAAAAACCGACUGCGGAAGCCGGUGGUGGAGAAGAUGCGCCGCGACCGCAUCAACAGCAGCAUCGAGCAGCUGAAGCUGCUGCUGGAGCAGGAGUUCGCGCGGCACCAGCCCAACUCCAAGCUGGAGAAGGCCGACAUCCUGGAGAUGGCUGUCAGCUACCUGAAGCACAGCAAAGCCUUCGCCGCCGCCUCCGCGGGCCCCAAGAACCUGCACCAGGACUACAGCGAAGGCUACUCGUGGUGCCUGCAGGAGGCCGUGCAGUUCCUGACGCUGCACGCGGCUAGCGACACGCAAAUGAAGCUGCUCUACCACUUCCAGCGACCCCCGGCCCCGCCCGGCGCCCCCACCAAGGAGCCCAAGGCACCCGCACCGGUGCCCACCCCCGCCAAGGCCAACACCGCCGCGCGCCAGCCCCCCUGCGGCCUCUGGAGGCCCUGGUGACCCCGCCGGAAGUGACAGCUGCCGCCCCAGGACCAGAGGGCCAGUCGUUCUUCUGGCGCGUAGGGAAGAGCCUUCCUUCCCAACGUCUGUCCCACCCCAGGCAUGGACAGGCCCUUCCCUCCGAAGGCUCUCUCCGGGCUGGCGGGCCAGCAGGAGGGUCGUUCUUAGAGAGUGUUCGCGCAGAGUCCUGUCAUUUAGGACAAUCAGGCCCCACGUUCUGCCAAAUGUCUGACCCCAUGGGGUUGUUCUGUGUUUGCAUUUCAGCAAGUGACUUCUGGGAAGUCCCCGCUGCCAGGGGUUCUAUGACAUUUGUAGGCACUGGGGGCUCGUGGCCCCUGCAUGUAGAGGACUUUCUUCAGGGCCCGUGCUGCUGGGCCAGUGGGCCUGGCAGGCGGGCGUGCCUGCCGUGGGCACAUUUGCCUUUUGUGAAGGCGGAACUCAAAGUGCAUCCUCAUAGGAGAGAGUGUCAGCCUGGAUGGGCGCGCGAGCGCGCAGAGCCGUAGCCAAAAGGCUGCUCGUCGCGUGGGCUUGGUUGUCUGGUCGGGGCUCACAGUGGGCUGUGGGAAGGGUGGGGGUCUCCACCGUGAUCCUUAAAGGAUUCCUGUGUGGGUGGGUGCGUGGGCUUGACUUUGUACUCAGAAUCUGAACUCUCCGACACGUGGGAGCCAUGGGACUACCCUGCAGACUUCCAAUAAAAUCUGAGUAU